This is a messenger RNA of Cladocopium goreaui, 206 nucleotides long. The record is from the annotation of a GenBank genome assembly. NCBI's taxonomy places the organism in Eukaryota, Dinophyceae, Suessiales, Symbiodiniaceae.
GUCUCGAAAUUUGUGCUGACCGAAAUUCAAAAGGACCAUCAUGCUGCGCAAUUGGAACAGCUACUGCCGCUGGACGAUGAAGAAGGGGAGGAGAAUGAAUCAGGCGAGGCCAGGUUGUUUUGCCCGGUGAAAGUGCAAAUGCAGCUAGGCUUCGCACAAGACAAGAAGCAAUUCAGCAGUGGAGGGCAGAUGCCCCUUUGCGACAG